AUGUGGCUUAUCCUGCUAUUAACUACAAUCAUCCUAGCAGUUUAUCUCGUGCGAAGAAGAUACUCCUAUUGGAAGCGCGCUGGAGUUCCCUACAUCAAGGGACGAUUCCCGCUGGGAAGUGUCGGGAACAUCGGAACUCGUAUUCAUUCGUCUCAGCUGCUGGCGCAAUUCUACCAAAAAUUGAAAGGAUCCCAUCCCUUCGCUGGCAUUUUCUAUUUUCUACAACCCGUAGCUCUUGCACUGGAUUUGGAGUUCGUGAAAAAUGUCCUAGUGCGUGAUUUUCAGUCCUUCCACGAUCGCGGACUCUACUAUAACGAACAGGACGAUCCCCUUUCCAGUCAUCUGUUCAACAUAGAAGGAACAAAGUGGACAACCCUGCGCAGGAAGUUGGUGCCGACGUUUUCCUCCGGGAAGCUCAAAAUGAUGUGCCCGACGGUUGUCAGCGUUGCCGAUCGCUUCAAAGCAUGCAUCGAAAAAUGCAUCGCAAAACAGGAGGAUAUCGAGAUGCGAGAACUUCUGGCACGGUUUACCACCGAUGUGAUCGGGAGUUGUGCGUUUGGCAUAGAAUGUAACAGUUUGGAGAAUCCCGAGGAUGAAUUUAGGAAGAUGGGUGAAAAGGUGUUUAACGUUUCUCCCUUUGCCAUUCUUGCGUUCUUCUUUCUCUCCACAUUCAAGGAUUUUGCAAGGAGGUGUCGCAUCACAAUAACUGAUUCCGAAGUAGCGACUUUCUUUUCGACGAUCGUCCAAAAAACGAUCAGCUAUCGAGAGAAGAAUAAUGUUCAAAGAAAUGACUUUAUGAAUCUGCUGAUGCAACUUAUGAAGAAGGGGGAUCUUGAUGGGUCGGAAGAGAACGCUGUAAAGCUUACGCUGGAUGAGGUGGUGGCACAAUCGUACGUGUUCUUCCUGGGAGGAUUCGAGACGUCGAGAACAACUAUGUCCUACUGCCUGUACGAGCUGUCUUUGAACGAGAAGGCUCAAUGCCUGGCGCGGGACUGUAUUCGAAGUGCUGUGGCCAAGCAUGGUGGAUUGAACUAUGAGUCGUUGAUGGAUAUGCCUUACCUGGAGCAGUGCAUAAAUGAGUCCCUGAGAAAGUAUCCUCCCAUAUCGAAUGCACUCAGAAGCACAACCAAGGACUACAUUGUUCCGGGUUCGGGCGUAACACUGAAAAGAGGCACGGAUGUCAUUGUACCGAUCUACGCCAUUCACCAUGAUCCCGAGUACUACCCGGAUCCGGAGCAGUUCGAUCCAGAUCGAUUCAGCCCGGCAGAGUGUGCCAAGAGGAAACCGUUCACCUUUAUGCCAUUCGGUGAAGGGCCCCGAAUGUGUGUGGCUUCGCGGUUCGGAAUGAUGGAAACCAAGAUUGGCCUGGCAGCGAUGUUGAUGGGCUUCAAAUUUUCCAAGUGUUCAAAAUCGAGCUUCCCGCUGAAGAUUUCACCCAACCAUCUGAUGCUGACGCCAGCGGGAGGCCUGUGGCUGAAAGUGGAACAGUUGGAGGAGGAGGUGACCAUGUUGGGAUUUUCCGAUUCAAUCAAAAUGGGAAAAUCGAAACCAGAACGGCUCGUAAUGUAA
Ochlerotatus camptorhynchus is the source of this 1569-nucleotide messenger RNA. Its product is annotated as probable cytochrome P450 6a13. NCBI's taxonomy places the organism in Eukaryota, Metazoa, Arthropoda, Insecta, Diptera, Culicidae. The transcript is spliced from 2 exons. Bases 1 to 1569 code for a protein of 522 amino acids. Gene Ontology annotation, molecular function: heme binding; oxidoreductase activity, acting on paired donors, with incorporation or reduction of molecular oxygen; monooxygenase activity. The record is from RefSeq and is a predicted model, not a curated record.